UUGAAGCAGACAAGUUUCCGCCACCGAGCAGGAAUCUUCCGGGAGCCACUCAUCCCACGCCGUCGGCAGCCGAACGGAGGUGGUGGCUGCAGAGGGGAAAGAGAAACGGCCCGGGUGGAAACUGCUCGCCAGGCGCACCAGAAAGUUCGUGCCAAGGAAAAGUGGUGCAGUGGAGUGAUGGGUUACCCCGAAUCGCGGAAGCUUUCCUGGGGAGCAUUGGUGCUGCUCUGGCUUCUGCAGGAGGAGGCGGUAGGAUCGUCCUUCCCGAAAAGGAAAGGAGCAGGUUGGACCCAGGGUCCUGGAGCUAUCAUUGGAGAACAUUCUCAAAUUGGGGAGCGAAAAACUCGGGGAACCACACCUGAAGACAAAAGGACACAGAUCAGCCAAGAUUUUUCGGGAAGGAGCUUGACUAUUGACACUCUGACAGACAAUGAAACCCAGAUUGUGGAAGACAAUCACAGCUACUAUUUAUCCCGAAUUUAUGGUCCCGAAGAGAUGCGAGCCAAGGAACUUUGGGUCGAGGUGGCUGAAGCCAACAGGAGCCAAGUAAAAAUCCAUGGAAUCCUGUCCAAUACACACAGACAAGCUUCGAGAGUCAUCCUAUCCUUUGAUUUCCCUUUCUAUGGCCAUUACUUGCGGCAGGUCACCAUAGCAACAGGAGGUUUUAUUUUCAUGGGCGAUGUAAUUCAUCGGAUGCUGACAGCUACACAGUAUAUUGCCCCUCUGAUGGCAAACUUCAAUCCUGGCUAUUCACGCAACUCCACUGUCAAAUACUUUGACAAUGGAACCAUGUUUGUUGUCCAGUGGGAUCAAGUUUAUCUAGAAGGGAAAGAAGACAAAGGCUGUUUCAUCUUCCAGGCAGCUUUGUACAAGAGUGGCAGAAUUGUCUUUGGUUACAAGGAGAUUCCCAUGUCAGUGCUUGAAAUAAGUUCUACACAACAUCCUGUCAAAGCUGGUCUUUCAGAUGCUUUUAUGAUCCUUAACUCUUCCCCUGAAUCUCACCAUCGCACCAUAUAUGAAUACCAUAGAGUGGAACUGGAUACUAGCAAGAUCACUAAUGCAUCAGCUGUGGAAUUUUUGCCCCUACCCACUUGUCUCCAACUUCCCAACUGUGAAGCCUGUAUGACAUCUGGCCUAAAUUUCAAUUGCAGUUGGUGCCAUGUUCUGCAGAGGUGCUCCAGUGGCCUUGACCGAUACCGUGAAGAGUGGCUGGAAUAUGGUUGCGGCCAAGAAUCAGAGGAGCAGACGUGUGCAGAUUUUGAAGAUGAUGAACACUAUAUGUCUUCAACUCCCAAUCAUAGCCCCUUUACACCACUUCCAGAAGACACCAUCACAUCAUCCUCCCAAUUUAUAGACAGCUUAACUACAGAAGAUGACACAAAGUUGAACCAGAUCCCAGGAGAAGAAGGUUUGAGAGAUCGUGUUCCUACAAAAAAGGGGGGAUCCCAAAUCCAUACAGGAACAAUUGUUGGAAUCCUCCUCACAGUUCUUCUGAUUGCUGCUAUUAUUCUUGCUGGCAUCUACAUCACCAGUAAUCCUACUUCAAGUGCUGCUUUGUUCUUCAUUGAGCGAAGACCACAUCAGUGGCCUACCAUGAAGUUCAGAAACCGCUCACCUUACACUGAAGUAGAACCAUCUGGUCAGGAAAAGGACAGUUUUGUUGAAGCAGAUCAGUGCUAAAGAGUAUACCUCCUUUAUUGCUCCUAUACCUUUAAUUAAGAAUCUGCCAUCUACUGUUUUAUUUUGUGAUGGACAAAGUUGAAGGUUUGGGGGGGGGGGAGAAAAACAAGCAAAAUUAAAAAGAAGCCUGAAGGGAGAAUUGGAAUGGAUAAAUUAAGAGUGCUUUGAAAUGGGAUGGGUGGCAAAUAAAUUUCGUAAUAAAUAAAUAAAAUCAAAAUAAAUUAAGUCUGAAAAGAUUAAAAAGACAGACACAUGUGGCAUAGGGCUGCCGGGUAAAUCAUCAAGAAAAGUUAUGACCGCUGCAGAAAUUAAUAGUACCUGAUUAUCUUGCAUGAAUAUUGUCAGGCGUAGCCAUCCACAGAUAUUAUGGAUUAUAGGAAAUAUCCUUUGCCCAACCCACCUUUUGUAGGCAUUCUAACCAGUGGUGAGAUUCAAAUUUUUUUACUACCUGUUCUGUGGGUGUGGCUUUGUGG
Molecule: messenger RNA, 2153 nt
Organism: Thamnophis elegans (Western terrestrial garter snake)
Lineage: Eukaryota; Metazoa; Chordata; Lepidosauria; Squamata; Natricidae
Gene: PLXDC1
Product: plexin domain containing 1
Exons: 14
Coding region: 178-1680 (500 amino acids)
Source: RefSeq, a predicted model, not a curated record